This is a messenger RNA of Orcinus orca (killer whale), 2110 nucleotides long. It is a transcript of the gene GRAMD2A, whose product is annotated as GRAM domain containing 2A. Gene Ontology annotation, cellular component: extrinsic component of cytoplasmic side of plasma membrane; organelle membrane contact site; endoplasmic reticulum membrane. Gene Ontology annotation, biological process: regulation of store-operated calcium entry. NCBI's taxonomy places the organism in Eukaryota, Metazoa, Chordata, Mammalia, Artiodactyla, Delphinidae. The record is from RefSeq and is a predicted model, not a curated record. Gene Ontology annotation, molecular function: phosphatidylinositol-4,5-bisphosphate binding.
CCUGUUCCCUGGGGUGCAGAGGUGCUGGGGAAGCAGUCGCUGACUGUCUUGAGAAUAUAGGUUACCCUUUUCAGCACCUUGGAGUCUAAAAGGUCCUGCAGCUGGGGAAAUUUUAACAGCUUAUUUAGACCAAAGAUUGGAGAAGGCAGCAACAAGGCCCCCUCCCUCCUGCUCAUGGGUAAACCAGGAGUGAAGUGGCCCUUGUCCUGCCCCUCCGCCUUAGGUCUUCCUGCAGUAGAGGCCCUUGAUAUGAGACCAAGGUCUGCUCCCAGUUUCCAGAAUAUUUGUGGAACCCUGGGCUCCCUUUGUUCCCCUUCUGUUUUCCAAUGUCCUCUCUCCAUGAUAGAGCAGGGUCAAGGAAGGGGGAGAGGGUUGGGAAUGGAACUAAAUCUGGCUUGCACCUUUCCUCUCUCCUGACCACUCUGAAGGACCAAGCCUUUCCUGGUGGGGAUAAGAGGGAAGGAGCCCAGAGGCCAGGUUCAUUGUCACACUGAGCUCUUCUGCCUGUGCUUUGCUACUCGAUUUCUGGCCGUCUGCAGUCCCUUUCCAGACACCUCCAAAAGAUUUUUGCCUGGGGAGGCACUGAAAAGUCCCCAACUCGGGAAAGCGCAUGAAAUCAUUACAGCUCCGGAGCUGUUCAAAAUUCGCACUGGUGUUCCCUACUCAUGUCCUCACUUCUCUGGUGUGGAGAGAAAUUGAAACUGCCUUGGAGCUUAGCGUUGGGAGGUUUUGGGAGGGAUGGGUUUCUGCAAAGGGCUUCGGGCUCCGAGACUAAAUAGCUAAAGAGGGAGAACCUGGAGCAGGCACCCAAGGCCCUCGCUGGGAAGGGCAGAGCGUGCAGACCCAGGCCGUCCUCCGGGAUAGGAUCCGAGCAGAGCUCGGGGCCCCACCUGGAUCUGGAGAGAGGGAGGAACAACCAAUGGGCUGCGCCCGUCCCGUGCGAGCAGCCAAUAGGCGGUAGGGGGCGUGUCAUCCGAGGUGGUCGGGAGUGGGCAUUCGGUCGUGGGGCGCGGUCCCCGGCGCUCGCUGGAGGCUCCGCGAUGACUGCUCUGAGCCCGGGCGAGGCCGCCCAGGCGGGCAGUAUUCAACAGAUGCACGGAAAGACGGCUUCUUUGAAGAGCACGGAGAAACUAGGCAGGGUCCAGAGACUCCGAGGCUCCAGUCUGCACUGGCCAGAAGGCUUGAAGGGUGAAGACAUAAAGAAGUGCGGCCGAGAAGGGACGCUACUGAGAAAAUACAACCAGCAAUAUCACAAGCUGUUUAAGGACAUCCCCUUGGAGGAGGUGGUUCUCAAAGUGUGCUCCUGUGCCCUCCAGAGGGACCUCCUUCUCCAGGGCCGGCUCUUCAUCUCCCCCAACUGGCUCUGCUUCCAUGCCAGCCUCUUUGGCAAGGAUAUCAAGGUGGUCAUUCCCGUGGUGUCUGUGCAAAUGAUCAAAAAACACAAGAUGGCGCGGCUCCUUCCCAAUGGCCUGGCCAUCACCACCAACACCAGCCAGAAGUAUGUCUUUGUGUCACUGCUCUCCCGGGACAGUGUAUAUGACAUGCUGAGGAGGGUCUGCACCCACCUACAGCCUUCCAGCAAGAAGAGUCUGAGUGCAAGAGAAUCUCUAGAGGAACCUGAGUGCGAGUCUCUGGAAGUCCCCAUCCCUGAGAUGAAGUGGAGAAAAGUGUGCCCUGCCUCCAGGUCCCUGUCCCUCCCAGACAAUAUCCCUUGUAUCCCUCGGGCAUCCACGGAUGACUUCUUCCCCUCCAGGAAGCCUCCGGGGUCUGGUGAGUUCAGCGGAAAGCCAAGAGCCCAAGCGGCUCCAGAGAACACGGGCGGGGGAGUGGGCUGGGGUCCUGCCCUGCCCAGGAAGAUGCCUAACGGUCCUGUUGCAGAGAACGCUGACUAUGAGGAGAAGAGGCUGGAGGACGAGCCCAAGAGCAACGGGGAGCAGAGGCUCUGGGAUCACGGGCUCCUGAAGGUCUUCCUCGUGCUGAUCUGCUUCUUGGUCAUGUCUUCAUCGUACCUGGCGUUCCGCAUCUCCCGGCUAGAACAGCAGUUAUGCUCCCUGAAUUGGGGCGGCUCAGUCCCUGGGCACAGGUGAUGCCUUUUCUCUUUCUCAUGCUU